UGUAGUUUGGCAAAUCGCUUCUUCUCUUAUUUAGUUCCUUUUGUUUGCGUCCGCAAAAUCCCAAUACAUAGGUUCCAUUCCAUUUCACGUGCAAAGCACUGUCCAUUGGCAUUUUGUAUCUUCCUUCAGCUCAAACUGAAAGGCCUUUAAAAGCUCAAAAAACACUCUUCAAGAGCAUGCAACUUGCCAUUAUUUUUCAUCUUUGAAAACAUUGUGCAUGUGUUUGGCUAUGGCACUAGAAGCAGUAGUGUAUUCCCAACCACAGGACCCGUUUGGCUUUGGAAUCAAAGACCCCUACAACUUGUUAGAAGGUGUUGGAGGCAACUGGGGCUAUGGAGAUUUCAACCUUGAACAACAAGACCAAGCUUGUGUCUCUUUUCUCGAGAACCAAACAGAGAAUUACCCUUAUGGAGAUCAAUGGAACAUGUUACCCCACAUCACUGCUUCAAAUCCUCCUUCUUCUGAGACCAGCAACACACACAACAACAACAACAACAACAGCAACAACUUGGAUAGCUCAACUUCCACCCCUGCUCGUCCCAAAAGGCGCAGAACCAAAAGCAGAAAGAACAAGGAAGAGAUUGAGAACCAGAGAAUGACUCACAUUGCUGUAGAGCGCAACAGAAGGAAGCAAAUGAACGAGUAUCUCUCUGUUCUUCGCUCCCUUAUGCCUGAAUCUUACGUCCAAAGGGGUGAUCAGGCAUCUAUUAUUGGGGGUGCUAUCAACUUUGUGAAGGAGCUUGAGCAGAGGCUGCAAUUUCUUGGUGCUGAGAAAGAGAAAGAGGGGAAAUCUGAAGUGCCCUUUUCUGAGUUCUUCUCCUUUCCACAGUACUCAACAAGUGCAAGUGGUGGCUGUGAGAAUUCUGCAGCGAUGAGUGAGCAAAAGGGUGAGGCUCAGUCUGGCAUUGCUGACAUAGAAGUGACAAUGGUAGAGAGCCAUGCAAGUCUCAAAAUAAGAUCCAAGAAACGCCCAAAGCAGCUCUUGAAAAUAGUCUCUAGCUUGCAUUGCAUGCGCCUCACAAUCUUGCACCUAAAUGUCACCACCACUGGGGAAAUUGUCCUCUAUUCUCUCAGUGUUAAGGUGGAAGAAGAUUGCAAGCUGGGAUCAGUGGAUGAGAUUGCUGCAGCUGUAUACCAAAUGCUGGAUAGGAUUCAACAAGAAUCAAUGUUGAAUUAAGAUCUGAAGUUGAGCUAAUUUGGCACAAUUUUUUUUAACCUGAUCAAGACCUUAUUAUAUUUCUUCUUUUUUUUUUUUUUUUUUUUUUUCAAGUUGUACCUAAUUAUUGCAACGGCUGUUGAUCCUUUUUUAAUCUACUGAAGCGCCUUGAUCGAUGUGGGGCUCCUUGGAGGAAGUUUUUGGUUUAUUCCUUCUUACGUUGUCUUUUUAGCUACCUAUAUAUUUUUGAUCUUUUUCUCUUUCUCUCUCUCUCUCUGUACUUUGGGUGGAGAAGGUUGUAGCGUGUUGUGCUUGAGACACAUUUAAGUGCUCGGUCAAUUCUUCCUACUUUGCUUUAGUAGAGGUAGGCCAUCUCAAUCUCAAACACAAGCCAAAUUGUCAAGCCCAAAUGCAGAAUAUCUCAAAGUAACUUUGAAUGAAAAAGAUUGCCAAAGAUUUUAGGA
Messenger RNA from Cajanus cajan (pigeon pea), 1620 nucleotides. RefSeq names its product transcription factor bHLH94. Lineage: Eukaryota; Viridiplantae; Streptophyta; Magnoliopsida; Fabales; Fabaceae. The record is from RefSeq and is a predicted model, not a curated record. Gene Ontology annotation, molecular function: RNA polymerase II cis-regulatory region sequence-specific DNA binding; protein dimerization activity; DNA-binding transcription factor activity, RNA polymerase II-specific. Gene Ontology annotation, biological process: regulation of transcription by RNA polymerase II.